Exophiala dermatitidis NIH/UT8656 is the source of this 1417-nucleotide messenger RNA. RefSeq names its product shikimate kinase. The transcript is spliced from 3 exons. NCBI's taxonomy places the organism in Eukaryota, Fungi, Ascomycota, Eurotiomycetes, Chaetothyriales, Herpotrichiellaceae. The coding region runs from base 520 to 1098 and encodes 192 amino acids. The record is from RefSeq and is a predicted model, not a curated record. Gene Ontology annotation, cellular component: cytoplasm. Gene Ontology annotation, molecular function: gluconokinase activity.
GGCUGCGCACGCAGUGCAUUGCUUGACUCGGACUGGGCCUCUUCCAUCCGCUCGCCUCUACCACAGCCCCGGGCCAUAUACCAGGUAUCUUCCAUUCCUGACUUCAGCCUUUGGUGCCUGACUAUCGUCGAAUUGCCAUCCGUUCCGCGGCCCCAUUGGGCCUUGAUCAAGCAGCCAGCGGAGGCCAUGCGCAUCACCGCCAUCUUUGCCGUGCCCGCCGUUGGCUGAGAUGCGUAGUGUGGGGAUGCGGGCAACUGUCACCCUGCCCUCGUUUUCCAGAUCCGCUCGAGCUCAUUGUCGCCCUUUACCGACGCCGAUACGACUGUACUUUUACAUCCUGGCGUGGCGGGAUUUGAUUCCUUGCGAGUUGAGGUCUGGCGCGGUCGAUUGAACGGAACGGCGAUGGUUUGAUAUCUGACAUCUUUGUUUUCCAGCCCUUCAGAACGUAACACGCAACAUCCUCACCUUCAGAACUUCACCCGUACGCCCUCUUCCAGUCGUGGAUCGUUCGCACGAAACAUGCCGUCCGAGCCGGAUCUUAAGCAUAUUUGGAUCGUGACGGGGCCUGCAGGAUGUGGGAAGACUACGGUUGCCCAAUAUCUCUCCCAAGAGCUGUCGUGGCCGUAUGUUGAGGGCGAUGAUUUCCAUUCAGCGGCUAAUAAGGAGAAGAUGGGUUCCGGUAUCCCUCUUACCGACGCGGACCGUUGGGACUGGCUCAUUACUCUAAGGGAAGAGGCGGUCAAGCGUCUUGAAACCUCCGACUCUGUCAUUGUCACUUGUUCCGCGCUGAAACGCAAAUACCGAGACGUUAUCCGAGUCGCCAACUACAACCAUCCAAGUGUACACAUCCAUUUCAUCUACCUCAAGGUCGACGAAGACACCCUGCAAAAGCGUGUUGCGCAACGCAAAGGCCACUAUAUGAAGGAGAGCAUGGUCCACAGUCAAAUCGCCGCGCUAGAAGAGCCCGAGGAAGAUCUUGAAUGGGACGUUCUGCGGGUGGAUGUCCGGGACGACAAGGAGGUGGUCGAGAAGAAUGCGCUUGAACUUGUGAAGCGGAAGUUACAGGAGUAUGAAGACGCACCUGGACAACGACACUGAGACACUGGCUAUGGUCCUCGAUGGAAAUUGCUGGUCUCUGCAGUGACGAGAUACAUGCCAGGCAUGGAAUUGGUUGAGCAUCGGCGCCAGGGCGUUUGGCAUUGCUAGAUAUGUGCUGUCUUAGCGUGCAACAUCUACACCAACAUAUAGACCUCUGCGAAAUGGGCACUCGUGCAAUGGCCGGGUGGGUAGAAGCAAGUCGGGGGCGAUCUGACACGGGCAGGUUACAGCAAGUACAGGCGCGCAAGCUAUAAGGCAGAUCUAUCACGCUCCCACGAGCACAUUUACAAAUGAAAGACCAGUCUUCAUAUCCACCAAA